Molecule: messenger RNA, 1020 nt
Organism: Gaeumannomyces tritici R3-111a-1
Lineage: Eukaryota; Fungi; Ascomycota; Sordariomycetes; Magnaporthales; Magnaporthaceae
Exons: 2
Coding region: 1-996 (331 amino acids)
Source: RefSeq, a predicted model, not a curated record
AUGUCUCGACAACCAACAUUCUCGAGCAUUAUCCACUUGCGUGAUUUUGUCGAUACCGUUACGGACGAUUCGAUUCGGGACGCUCCGAAUCACGUCGAGAUCCGCGCAGACAUUAACAUUUUCGACGAAGAUGACUUCGAUAGUCCUGAUGUUGUCGCCGAGCCGAUUCGCACCCGCAUCCACGUUUAUAUGACGCGAGGCGAACGAGACCUAUACCUUCCCAACAUCUUUUUUUAUGCCGACGGCCGCUUUUCGACCGUCCUCUCCGCAGACGGAGAUGCGGCCGACUUCGACGAGUACCGCCGCCACUUGCCAGAACAGUGGUGCCCCAUGGUGACCGUCAUCGGCUCGGUCCGCGCUAGUGACGACAGCUGUCCUGAGCCUUCGGGACCCCGACACUUCACCGUCGAAACGUCCGUCUAUGACGCUUCAAAGGCCGCUCCGGUACAGUUCGCUGUGACUUGCUUCUUGGAAAACACCAGGCGCUGGCAGAAGGUCAAAACGCCGCCGUCGGGCGCCUUCCUUAGCGUCACCGCGAAGGUCGCUGGCCGCACUGCUCACACGAAUCGUCUGGCCCUUCGCGUCCUCGAUUUGACGUACCUGCCAAGACCUCCCUCGGCCGCGCCCGCAUCGACUCCAACUCCAACUCGAUCGUCCAAGCGAUCGACUCGCUGGGAGGGCCGGGCGGGCCCGUCUACUCCCUCCAAGAGGCCGCGCGUUUCGGACCCUGCCAACGAACCAGCGAAUCCAUCCGACAGUGAUGCAACCCCCCCAGAAAUAGCCCAGACCGGACACGACCUCCCUCACACAGAGAAUUCCCCAGACUCCGCGUCCGUCCCAGCUCCUCCACCGACCGCCGCUCGUCCUGGCGACUCCCCUCUCAGCCCAGCCCGGCCUCUGACGUCGGAGAGUGGGCCUCGACCGCAUCGCAGCCGCCAUCUUCCGAAGAAAUACGCAGACUUGGAGCAGACCGCGGUGAACCGAACGGAGUCCUAGGAUAUGUAGAUAUUAAAUUUAGCC